AUGGCAUCUAAAGCCCACAAUGUUAGAAAACAGAAAGUAUUGCAUAUUGAAGGUCGUCCUAUUGAUCUUCCCAGAAAAAGAAUCUCUUCUUCCACCAAAGAGAUCAUGAAGGAGGGUAAGAAAUCUCCAAAACAGCUGGCUUUGUACACAAACAGAAUAACAGUUGGAAAAACAGUGACCAGUCCCCCCUCUCCUUUCAAAGUAGUAUAUUGUAAAAAACAAGGUCGUUGUUGUAGUCCAAAGCCUUCUUACAGAAAGAAACAGUUCCCUAAAUCUAGGGACUGGGACAUGGCAAAUAAAGAAAAUGAACUGGCUUGCGCAGGGAAUCUGCCAGCAAAACUGCACGACAGUCGUACACAUCUGCUGAAUUCUAGUGACUCUGGAUCAUCUCAGACAGAAGGCCCCUCAUCCAAAUAUAGUGGAUUUUUUUCAGAGGUUUCUCAGGACCAUGAAACUAUGGCUCAAGUUCUUUUCAGCAAGAAUCUGAAGCUGAAUGUAGCUUUAACCUUUUGGAGAAGGAGAAGUAUAAGUGAACUGGUAGCCUACUUAGUGAGGAUACAGGAUCUGGGAGUAGUAGUAGACUGCCUUCCUGUGCUUACAAACAGCUUACAGGAAGAAAAACCAUAUAUUUCAGUUGGCUGCUGUGUAGAUCUCUUGCCUCUAGUGAAAUCAUUGCUUAAAAGCAAAUAUGAAGAAUACGUGAUAGUUGGUUUAAACUGGCUUCAGGCUGUCAUUAAAAGAUGGUGGUCAGAACUAUCUGCACAUACAGAAAAGGCAGAGGAUAGAAAUAUUCAUAUUCUAAAACAACAAUUAAGUGGAUUAUGGGAACAGGAGAAUCACCUUACUCUCGUUCCAGGAUAUACUGGUAAUAUAGCUAAGGAUGUAAACGCUUAUUUAUUCCAGCUACACUGACAUGAUUGGGAAACUGUGUGCUUCUGUGGUGAAACAAUCCCCUAAAGUAGCCCUGAGAUGCGUUCUAUUUCUGAAAGCCUUUUGAGAAACACUGGCAGAAGAGAACUGAACUGCCAAGCUGAUAAUGAAACCACUAACGAAAUCCUAACAAUCUACUUCAUAUUGAAGUGGAAAAAUCUCUAGUAGGAGCAACUUUUACUUCAGUGAGGUGAAAGUGCACUAUGAAAACUGUAUGCCUUUGCUGCAUUUGGGAUUCACUCAGUUACUAGGUCUUCAUUUAAAUGCUACUGUAUUUUACUACAACACUGCAUAAGAGAAGAAGAAUUCUACUGCCAUGAAGACAAGACAGCAGAACCAGUUAUAAAGAACCAACAAAAGCAAUCACCAUUAAGAGCUUUUAAAUGCUUCUUUCACAAGAGAACUCCAAAAUGCACAGCUAUCUUCCAGUUACGUUAAAGAACAACUCUGGACUAUUCAGUUACUUCUGUGUUUUAA
Messenger RNA from Mesitornis unicolor (brown roatelo), 1407 nucleotides. RefSeq names its product katanin p80 subunit B-like 1 (gene KATNBL1). The record is from RefSeq and is a predicted model, not a curated record. Lineage: Eukaryota; Metazoa; Chordata; Aves; Mesitornithiformes; Mesitornithidae. Gene Ontology annotation, cellular component: nucleolus. Gene Ontology annotation, molecular function: microtubule binding.